This is a messenger RNA of Dicentrarchus labrax (European seabass), 2217 nucleotides long. RefSeq names its product complement factor I (gene cfi). Gene Ontology annotation, biological process: proteolysis. The record is from RefSeq and is a predicted model, not a curated record. The transcript has 17 exons. Gene Ontology annotation, molecular function: protein binding; serine-type endopeptidase activity. Gene Ontology annotation, cellular component: membrane. The coding region runs from base 109 to 2064 and encodes 651 amino acids. Lineage: Eukaryota; Metazoa; Chordata; Actinopteri; Moronidae.
ACAGGCUAAUGAUUGAUUGACUGAUCAUCAGCGGACAGAAGAGAUAUCGGUCAGUCACAUUGCAGCUGUCAGAAACCUUUCAGUAAGAAGCAGUUUGUGUUUGUCAGGAUGAGAUCGGCUAGUUUUUCUGUGUUCGUGUUGGUUCUUCUCUUCAUUCACUCUGAAACUCUGCAGACAGGUCAAUCAUUAACAGACCCGCAGGAAGCAGAACCAACAACCCGACCCACCCUCCUUCCGGUCACCAGCCCCGCACCCCCAACCCCUGCAGACCGAGACCAAGACCCGUUUCUGGGUCCGUCUGAGUGUCUGGAGAAGAAGUUAACUCGUAAUUCAUGUCACCUGGUGUUUUGCGCUCCGUGGGAGCGUUGCAUCGAAGGGACCUGCUCCUGUAAGCCGCCGUACUUAUGUCCCGUCGACAACACCACCUUCGUCUGUGGGCGGGACCACAGAACCUACACCUCCUACUGCCAGGUUAUGGCUUACUCGUGCCGCGUCAAACGACCCACCAUGUCUCACUUUGGGCAGAAGUGCGGAGCACCUUAUGAAAAGUUCACGAGUUCACGGGACCAAGAGACGGGAGUGGUAACGGUCAACCUUCCUCAGGCUGGAAGCACCAGUGCGGAGAGGUUGCUGGUGUGCUGGAAGCUGUGGAACAUGGCGACUGCUAACGUCUUCUGCAAGGAGCACGGACAUCGACUCGGAGCGGCGAAGGCUGAUUUCAUACAAGGCAAAUCCCUGAUGGCCACCCACGGCAGGCAGUUCCCAGACGAAUGUGUUAGCGUCCGCUGCCAAGGUUACGAGAAUUCCCUCGCUGAGUGUGUAAUCUAUGACAAGAUCUCCCUUGGCAACAGGAAGGUCGCUACGAUAACCUGUUACGACGAAUCGAACGCACCAACAGAGGACGAGUGUGACUUCACAUGUGUAAACAGGAAGUGUGUGUCUCUGAACCAGACCUGUGACGGAGUCGAUGACUGUGGCGACCGCAGCGACGAGAUGUGCUGCAAAAGUUGCAGGAACCAUGCUUUCCGCUGUAAGACCGGCGUGUGCGUGGAUCGAGACGCACUCGGAGACGGACAGAUCGACUGUCUGGAUGGCGAGGAUGAAUCAAAGAAACACACAAUGGGCAACAGUGAGAUACAUACACGCUCUAACCAUCAAGAGCACGUGCGGUUGCAUCCACUACCUGAAAACACAAAGUACGUCAGUCCCAAAGAAGAAACGAGGAUCAGCCGACAUAUUCUGGAGUCCUCGCUAAUGUGUGGGAUCCCCAACAUGACCAAUGUGGACGACGAGGAGGUGAACGAGCGAGGACGGAGCAGCCGAGUUAAGAGGGUUGUGGGGGGAGUCCCAGCGAAACCGACUCAGAUCCAGUGGCAGAUUGCGCUGGAAGAGAACCGGAAGAUCGACUGUGGGGGCGCGUAUAUCGGAGGAUGCUGGGUAAUCACUGCAGCUCACUGCGUCAGACCCAACCCGUCUGCCUUCAGGGUGAAGUUUUCUCUCUGGAAGAAGUCCAGAGCUCAGGGCACGACUGACAUCGUUCCUGUGGCAGACAUUCACAUCCACCCUAGAUACAACGCCAGCUCCUAUGAGAACGACAUCGCUCUGGUGGAGCUGGAGAAACUUCCCUUCCAGGAGAAAUGUUUUGAGGACAACCCGGCCGUGAGCGCCGUCUGCGUUCCCUGGUCGACUCACCUGUUCCAGCCCAACCACACCUGCAGCAUCUCCGGAUGGGGACGAACCGCAGACGGGAGAUCAGCUCAGGUGUUGCUCUGGGCCAACGUGUCCCUCAUCGCCGACUGUCAGAGCUUCUACAGAAAUCGCUUCAAACCGGGAAUGAUGUGUGCAGGUGAUCUGGACGGCAGCGUGGACUCCUGUCAGGGUGACAGCGGAGGUCCUCUGGUGUGUAAGGAUGAACUCGGGGUUUCCUACCUGUGGGGCAUCGUCAGCUGGGGAGAGAGGUGUGGUCAGCCAGGAUUCCCCGGAGUUUAUACACAGGUUGCUCAUUACUUUGAAUGGAUCAGACAUCACACAAAGUGGCCUGCAGUCACCAAGUUCAACUCCUGAUGAAGACGAACACACGUAGGAUAAAUACACUUUGUUUUUAUUGUCGCUGACAAACUUUGAAUAAUAAUAAUAAUUUGUUUAUUGAUUGUAUCUCACUUUGUGUCCAAUAAAACUUCAAUAAAGUAUAUUUUUCUGUUUCUAUGGCUGACAAUA